AUGCUCGCUGUUGUAUUCGGGUGUGAACACUUCCAUACAUACCUAUACGGGAAACAGUUCGUCGUGGAAACAGACCACAAACCAUUGGAGAUGAUCCACCUCAAAAACCUGUCAGCAGCGCCCCAACGACUUCAAAGAAUGCUACUACGGGUACAGCCUUACGACGUGACCAUCAAAUACAGACCGGGAAGUAUGAUGGAGGUGGCAGACGCCCUCUCCCGAUCACCCGGCAAGACCAGCAAGACAAUUGACUUGGACAUCCGUGUAGACCUGACACAGUUCUCCGACAAAAAGAUACAGUCCCUAAAAGAAGAGACCAGUAAGGACGCUGCACUACAAGCUCUAAAAGAGAUCAUCUUGGAAGGCUGGCCUGAAAGACCAAAGCAACUACCAGCCCCCAUCAGGCCCUACUGGGCAUACAGGGACGAACUAUCCAUUGAGGAUGGAUUACUACUGAAGGGGGAUUGUGUCAUCAUCCCAACAAGUAUGAAGCAAGAGAUACUAGAAAAACUUCAUGAAGCACAUCAGGGGAUAGAGAAGACCAAACUCAGAGCAAAGACAUGUGUCUUUUGGUGCGGCAUCGGGACCGACAUUGAAAACAUGGUAAAAAGCUGCCAUGUGUGCCAAGAGUUCCAGAAAUGCCAACCUGCAGAACCCCUGCUCCAACAUGAACUUCCCACACGACCGUGGCAAGUGCUGGGAACCGAUCUAUUUUACAUAGAGGGAGAAGAAUACAUCAUAGUAAGUGACUACUAUUCUAAAUUUCCCAUAAUCAGGAAGAUGUCCGGAGGCAGCAGAGGUACCAUCUCAACACUGAAAGCCAUAUUUGCAGAACAAGGCAUACCAGAGAAAGUCAUUAGCGACAACGGGCCACAUUUCUCAGCUGAACGAUUUCAAGAAUUUGCCAAAGCCUGGGGAUUUACCCAUAUAACAUCCAGCCCACACUAUCCCCAGUCGAACGGCUUCAUAGAGCGGCAAAUCCAAACAACCAAGCGAACACUGCAAAAAGCCAAGCUCUCCAACAUCGACCCCAACAUGGCUAUGCUCAUAUUACGUGCAACCCCAAUCGAUCAUAACCUUCCAUCACCAGCUGAACUCCUAAACACCAGGAAAAUGAAAUCGAACUUACCAAUGAGGGUCAAAAACCACAACACCAUGCGGGAAGACGUUAGACGCCAUCUAGAAGAACGACAACUUCAGCAAAAGGAACACUUUGACAACAGGGCAGGUGAGGAGCUUCCGCCACUUAUCCCUAACCAGCCUAUCAGUGUCAGAGACCAACAAUCUGGAAGGUGGAAGAAUGCAACUAUAGUAGGAAAAUCACCAGAGCCAAGGUCGUACAUAGUGGAAACCACAGAAGGCUCCAUCCUACGUCGCAAUCGACGUGAUCUCAGGGAGAUCACUGAGGAAAAGAGAAACACCAGCGCUGCCCCACUCGAACCACUGAGACAGGGAAACCAAUCUAACUCGCCCCAUCAAAACCAGCGGCGGGUCUCCUUCAACCCUAAGGACAACAAACCAUCAACCAACAAACAGCUAGACAAGUUCGAGAAGCGCCCAACCACCACAACAUCGCAGGGCCAUUGUGAUCCCAGCUCAGAGACAGUUGUAUGUCGAACAAGAGCCGGAAGAGAAGUGCGACGACCAAAGCACUUGAAUGAGUGA
Haliotis rufescens (red abalone) is the source of this 1665-nucleotide messenger RNA. RefSeq lists its product as uncharacterized. Gene Ontology annotation, biological process: DNA integration. Lineage: Eukaryota; Metazoa; Mollusca; Gastropoda; Lepetellida; Haliotidae. Gene Ontology annotation, molecular function: nucleic acid binding. The coding region runs from base 1 to 1665 and encodes 554 amino acids. The transcript has a single exon. The record is from RefSeq and is a predicted model, not a curated record.